AUGCGUGGGCUUCUACUCACACUUGGCUUCUUGGCCGUUGCUAUUGCGACAAAGAAUACAAACUGCACCGACGGUCUGUACAUGAUUGUGGCCAGAGGCAGUGAAGAACAAGCAGCUGCGAGUAAGAGUGGACUAUUCCCUGCGAACUCUGGGAGCCCUGGGUAUCUGGCAGAGCUUAUUGCAGCGCAGAUCAAAGACUCCAAGAUUAUGGGAGUGGAGUACCCUGCAACGCUGAAUAACUAUAUCCCGUCAGAGAAUGAGGGGGCGAAUGUUAUGCUGCAGCUGGCAAAUGACUACCAUUCGUCCUGCCCGGGUUCAAAAAUGGCCCUCUUAGGCUACUCGCAAGGCGCUCAAGUAGCCUCCGAUGUCCUUUGCGGCGGCGCUGGUGGUCAAUUCAACCAUAAUCCACCGCUAUCACCAGAUAUAGUUAAGAACAGUGUUAUUGCGGCCAUCUUGUUUGGCGACCCAACGCACAUUGCCAACACAACCUAUGAUCGCGGCACAAGCAUUCACAAUGGAAUACUCGCGCGAACGAACAACACCGUGUGCAGGGAGUACAGUGACCGCAUGGCAUCGUGGUGCGAUAAAGGCGAUGAGUUUUGUGACGCAGGCCAUGUCGAUGGGAUUCAUGAACUCUACCUUCAGAGAUACAACACAACUAUGGUUCAAUAUGUGGUGGAAAGAUGGCAAAACUCGACAGUUUCGUCUGUUACUACCACGGCCACAUCCACAGGCUCCUCCACAAUUUCAGGGACAAGUGGUGUGUCGACCAGCACGCAGACAGCCUCGCCCACAACCUCCGGGUCUAGUCGUCCUUCCACUGGCACGGCUUCUCGGCCUACUAUACUGGAGUGGCCUCUGAUUUUGCUGUUUGGUGGAAUCCUUUUUGUUUGA
Messenger RNA from Penicillium crustosum, 894 nucleotides. RefSeq lists its product as uncharacterized. The record is from RefSeq and is a predicted model, not a curated record. Gene Ontology annotation, molecular function: hydrolase activity. Lineage: Eukaryota; Fungi; Ascomycota; Eurotiomycetes; Eurotiales; Aspergillaceae. Bases 1 to 894 code for a protein of 297 amino acids. The transcript has 4 exons.